Molecule: messenger RNA, 1771 nt
Organism: Durio zibethinus
Lineage: Eukaryota; Viridiplantae; Streptophyta; Magnoliopsida; Malvales; Malvaceae
Product: cell division cycle 20.2, cofactor of APC complex-like
Biological process (GO): positive regulation of ubiquitin protein ligase activity; anaphase-promoting complex-dependent catabolic process; positive regulation of anaphase-promoting complex-dependent catabolic process
Cellular component (GO): anaphase-promoting complex
Molecular function (GO): ubiquitin ligase activator activity; protein binding; anaphase-promoting complex binding
Source: RefSeq, a predicted model, not a curated record
UAUUUUGGGAAAUUUUCAUUAAUUAUAUUGCUUUUUUAAUAAAUUAGAAAAUAUUAGAUAACAUUAAAUGAAGCUUGGCUUCUAUGUACUUUUUUUUUGCCACGUAGAUUUGUCCAAAGGGCAGCAUUCAAGCUUCAAAAUUAAAUAAAAUCCAACUGCUUGAGUCUUGCAGCGCACGAAAAAGGCAUUCAAUAAUAUAGAAAGCACCAAAAAAAUUUCUUCACUUUUUAGAUUGAUAUUGGUCCUGAGUCGAAAGACUUCUAAAUCUAAGUCUGUUGAAGAGUCAGGAAUCGAUAUACUUGUUAGAUUGUUAGAUUUUUCUACCAAGAAAGAAUGCGUUCAAGAACCCCACUUCAAGAACUUCUUCUCCAGAGAAGAAACACCCAAGAAGAUCUUGAUAGGUUCAUACCAAAUCGGUCGGCAAUGGACUUUGGGUAUGCUCAUUACAUGUUGACAGAAGGGAGAAAAGGUAUUGGGAAACCCCAUGUUGUCGGUUCUCCGUCAAGAGAAGCUUAUAAGAAGCGGUUAUCUGAGGCCCUGAAUAUGAACCGAACCAGGAUUUUGGCUUUCAAGAACAAGCCACUCACGUUGGAUGGUAAUGGUAUGGUCCACCGUGAAACGGGUUCCCCUCAUCAGUCCAAACCCAUCAAGAAAAAGCGGCAUAUUAGUCAGGCUGCUGACAGGACACUUGAUGCCCCUGAAAUUUUGGAUGAUUUUUACUUGAAUUUACUUGAUUGGGGAUGUAACAAUGUGCUUGCAAUUGCUCUAAAUGACCAAGUAUAUCUGUGGGAUGCUUCAAAUGGUUCCGCCUCAGAACUUGUCACUGUUAACUAUGAAGAUGGUCCUAUUACAAGUGUCAGCUGGGCGCCUGAUGGGCGGCACAUUGCAAUUGGCCUGAACAACUCUCAUGUUCAGCUGUGGGAUUGUCAAGUUAAGAGAAAGCUAAGAACGCUGAGCUGUGGUCAUCAGCAUGAGACACGAGUGGAUGCAUUAGCAUGGAACAAUCACAUUCUUACAUCUGGAGGAAUGGAUGCUAAAAUUAUUAACAAUGAUGUUAGGGUCCGGGAACACUUUGUUGAAUGCUACACGGGACAUCGGUUGGAGGUUUGUGGCCUGAAAUGGUCUUCCUCAGGUCAACAGUUGGCCAGUGGAGGAAAUGACAACUUGCUUUUUAUCUGGGACAGAUCCAUGGCAUCUUCUACUUCUAGAACACAGUGGCUACACAGGCGUGAGGACCACACAGCUGCAGUGAAAGCCCUUGCUUGGUGCCCAUUCCAGGGAAAUUUGUUAGCCUCAGGAGGUGGCAGGAAUGAUCGGUGCAUUCGAUUUUGGAAUACGCAUACAGGUGCUUGCUUGAAUUCAGUUGACACUGGUUCACAGGUCUGCGCUCUUCUGUGGAAUAAGCAUGAGCGCGAACUGCUUAGCACUCAUGGCUUUACAGAUAAUCAGCUCAUUUUAUGGAAAUAUCCAUCCAUGACAAAGAUGGCAGAGCUCUGUGGCCACACAUCCAGAGUGCUCUACACGGCUGAGAGUCCAAAUGGAUAUACUGUGGCCACUGCAGCUGGGGAUGAGACUCUGCGGUUGUGGAAUGUGUUUGGGACUCCUGAAGUGGCUAAGCAUGUGUCGAAAGUGAAACCUGAGCCGUUUGCACAUAUAUCUCGUAUUCGUUGAGAAUUUGGAAAUAAUAGAAGAGGUUUCAUCCAGAGGCGGAUUUACAAUUGCUGCUGUUGUAAAUCGUAAAUUCUUUUUAGUAUUAUUAUGUAAUUAAUAU